UUGUAUAUAUAAAGCCUCAAGACCUCACUUCACUCAUUCACUUCCAUCGAAGAAGAACACCUCAGAAUCAACACCGCUCCCCAAUUUCUCUCUCUAAGAUCCCACACCCAACCGCCACCCUCAAUCUCUCUCUCUCUCUCUCUCUCUUCUUCAGUGUCUGCCAUGGCUUUGGAGGCCCUCAGCUCCCCCACCGCUCCCUCCGCCCCGUUCCAAUUCAUGAAGGACUCCUCCCCCGCCGCCGCCGCCGCCGCCGCCUCCUCCUCCUCCUCCGCCUACGACCUCCCCCUCGCCGAGCCCUGGGCCAAGCGCAAGCGCUCCAAGCGCCCCCACAACCCGCCCUCCGAGGACGAGUACCUCGCCCUCUGCCUCAUCAUGCUCGCCCGGCGGCGCCGGCCGGACCCUCCCCCCGCCGCCUCCCCCGCGGUCUCUUCCGAGGCGGCCAAGGUGGCCUACAGGUGCCCCGUCUGCGACAAGGGCUUCCCCUCCUACCAGGCCCUGGGCGGCCACAAGGCCAGCCACCGCAAGCACGCCUCCUCCGCCGCGGCCGCCGCCGGGGUGACGACCAGCCGAACCUCGAGCACCUCCGCGGCGACGACCUCCUCCGGCGUCUCCGGGAAGGUCCACGAGUGCUCGAUCUGCCACAAGAGCUUCCCCACCGGCCAGGCGCUCGGCGGGCACAAGCGGUGCCACUACGAGGCCCCCGCCCCCAUCCCCGCCUCCUUCUCCGCCCCCUCCGCCGCCGCCGCCCCGGCCGCCAGCGGGGUGAGCGUGUCGGAGGGCGUGGGGUCCACGCACACGCAGAGCCAGGGGCACCGCGAGUUCGAUCUGAACAUCCCGGCGCUCCCGGAGUUCUCCAGGUUCGUCGUCUCCGGCGGGGUCGACGACGAGGUGGAGAGCCCGCACCCCUCCAAGAAGCCCCGGUUCCUGGCGCCGGCGGUGAAGACGGAAGCGGCCUGAACUGGGUCGGAUCGAAAACGCACAGAAGCCAAACCAAAACUCGGCGACUUGGAAACGGGAAUUCGAUCGAGUUUCAGAUAGGAAUAGAAAUAUACUAGAAACGAUUUGGUUUUUUGUUCUUUCUCUUCUUGUUUUGCUGGGUGAUGCUGGAGUUCUUCUCGGGGGGAAGGAGGUGUACAUACAGCUUCAACCGUGGGUAGUUAGCUUUGCUUAGUUCGUUUGAACUUCGAAGCCAGUUUGAUUCAUUGAUUGGUUGAAAUUCAAUUCAUUUCGAUUUCCAUUUA
Molecule: messenger RNA, 1241 nt
Organism: Eucalyptus grandis
Lineage: Eukaryota; Viridiplantae; Streptophyta; Magnoliopsida; Myrtales; Myrtaceae
Product: zinc finger protein ZAT10
Biological process (GO): response to stress
Molecular function (GO): DNA-binding transcription factor activity
Source: RefSeq, a predicted model, not a curated record